Prunus armeniaca (apricot) is the source of this 177-nucleotide messenger RNA. Lineage: Eukaryota; Viridiplantae; Streptophyta; Magnoliopsida; Rosales; Rosaceae. The record is from the annotation of a GenBank genome assembly.
AUGGAAGCCAUGACCUUACAGGGACUACCGAACGGUAACGAACUUAUUGACCACCCCAGGGAGGAAAACCCAACGCCGAUGGCACAGCCCGCCGAGGAGCUCGAGACCAUGAUCCUAAACGAGGAAUUCCCCGAUCGGUGGGUGAAGAUCGGCACCAAUCUGGACCCCGACCUCUGA